This is a messenger RNA of Adineta ricciae, 645 nucleotides long. The record is from the annotation of a GenBank genome assembly. Lineage: Eukaryota; Metazoa; Rotifera; Eurotatoria; Adinetida; Adinetidae.
AUGAGCAAACUCAACAAUAAAAUUGCACUCAUCACCGGUGCUUCCGAAGGUAUUGGUUUAGCCAUUGCACAACAAUUUAUUAUUGAAGCUCAUCUCGGCCAUCUAUAUGAUGUUAUUCAAGAACAAAAGGGUCAUCUAGAUAUUAUUGUGGCAAAUGCAGGCGUCAGUUUACUCUCAUCAUUGGAAGCAAUUACUGAACAACAAUUUGAUGAAACAUUUAAUAUAAAUGUAAAAGGAACAUUAUUCACAAUUCAAAAAGUUCUGCCGCUAUUAGCUGAUGGUGGAUCAAUCAUUCUUAUGGGAUCAGUCUCUUCUAUCAAAGGUCAUUCAACUGCUAGUGUCUACAGUGCAUCAAAAGCAGCUAUUCGAUCUUUUGCUCGAUGUUGGGCAAUGGAUUUGAAAGAACGUAAGAUUCGGGUGAAUACUUUAAGUCCGGGAUCGAUCGAAACGAGCAUGCUGAAAAGUGUGGCUGACUGUGGGGUAGUAAAAGCAAGUUUCAUGAACGAUCUGAUGGCUUCCGUACCAAUGCAUCGGAUGGGCACGGCUGAUGAAGUCGCCAAAGCUGCGGUUUUCCUUGCUUCAGAUGACAGUAGUUACGUAACAGGCAUUGAACUUUUUGUUGAUGGCGGGAGAGGACAGAUAUAA